GGAGGGUUGAAAUAUAGUUCCUGAGAAAUCCGCACCGUGAUGUUGGCGCAGGACGAUGCAGUAACAUCCGUGCUCGGGUUGGUUUGUCUCCCCGCGACUUGGACACUAACCCUCAAGACUGCCUCCGUUUAAAAAAAAAAUUCGUAACCAGAUACAUUAAGCUGUUAUCAUAAAAACCCAAAAAGUAGUCUGAAAAUAGUCGUUGAGGUUGCACGCGGUGGUUAAUAAUCAAUAAAAAAACUCAAACUGGACAGAAAAUGUCCAAGAGACCAAAAAAAGUGUGACUGUGAAAUAUUCAAAGACAAUCGUUUUGUCCAAGAGCCAAGAGCAGCCCCUAAUUUUAUUCUUCGAGUGUCUUCUGCUACUGUGUGAUGAGUUUAUUAAAUUAAAUAUUAAGUCAAAGUAAAAAAAAAAUUAAAAAAGAAGAUAAUAAAAUAACCAUCAAACAUUAAGUCAUUCAUAUAAUCACGCAUUUUCAUACUUGAAACUUACAGGAAAAAUCAGCCGAGAGUGCUACAGUGAAAGUAAUGACAAGACAUCGAUGAGAGCCUGAAAUGUUAACACAAAGCAAGUUUUAUGCUCUAUUUAUUCACUACACUUUCGUGUAGUAUGAUAGGGGGCGGGUCCUUGCAGCUGCGGUGAAGGUGAUGGACGAAAUAAUGGAUUUCGAGGACUGCUCAGGACACCAGUGCUUGUUCUUAGCUUUUGUUGCUUAGUGUUUUGUGUGCAAAAGGAAAAAAUAGUGUUGUGCACUGUGAAGAAAUUAUAAGGAUAUAACAAAAUCAAGCUAAGGCCCGCGGAUAAAUCUCAGAGCCCGCCCCAAACAUCAGUGCCUAUUUUCCUCCGUACCGCUUUUCUCCUGCAUUCAAAACUACAAAAGUGUAUAUAAUUUUUAAAAAAAUAAGAUACAUCAAAGUGACAUUCGUCAAACAUAACGGCGUAUCGCUUAAAAGUCCAGGCUAUGAUAAUUACAAUAGCAGAUUGAGCACAUCGUCGUCGCUUCAUGUAUACGUCGGACAUGAAAAAUCUUGGUUCACGUUGGACUGGCCCCAACAUACCACGCACUGCCGGAGCGCGUUCACUACUGGUCGCCGCAAUUUCACCGAACAAUACCGGGAGACGCAGGCAUAACGUGAGGAGUGAUACUUACCUAACGAGACGGCGGAGUAUUUUUGCAAGCGGCGAAAAGAAAGAGAGCGAGAUAACGAGAAGCUACGUGGUGCAACAGCCGCAUUUAUCCGUCCGAUCCUACAAAACUUCUUUGUACACUACCGCGCAUUCCAAAUUCAAGAAGCACCUUGAUAUUGAUAUUUCUAUAUCUCGCUUACAGCAACACUUUCGCCAUCGACAGUUUUAUUACUUUUCACCUAAGACACAUAGCCGUCAUUUCAGGAACUGUUAGCACCUACCGCAAGAUGAGAGUGAUAGGAUGGAUUUAAAAGCAGGAAAGAAAUAAAAGGUACAAUUACAGGAAGGUGCCGUCGUUGUGCGCAGCGUAGACAAUGUCCGAAGAUUUUGACUCCCUAUCAGAAGAACGAAGUUUGUUCCGUCCGUUCACGCGGGAAUCCUUGGCUGCGAUUGAGGCUCGCAUUGCCGAAGAACUUGCUAAGCAAAAAGAACUCGAGGCUAAAAGAGCACAAAGCGAGGGUGGUUAUGGACGGAAGAAAAAGAAAAAAGAAGCCCGUUAUGACGACGAAGACGAAGAUGAGGGUCCACAGCCUGAUCCAAUGUUUGAGCAAGGGGGGCCCCUUCCAGUCCGAUUGCACAACGAAUUUCCCCCCGAGCUGGCCUCGACGCCUCUUGAAGAUAUUGAUAGCUUCUACCAUAAUCAAAGGACGUUCGUGGUCAUCAGCAAAGGGAAGGAUAUAUUCAGAUUCUCGGCGACGGAUGCUUUAUGGAUCCUCGAUCCGUUUAAUCCAAUUCGACGGGUGGCCAUUUAUAUUCUGGUCCACCCGCUCUUUUCCUUAUUCAUCAUCACCACUAUUUUGGUUAACUGCAUACUCAUGAUUAUGCCCACUACGCCCACCAUCGAGUCCACCGAAGUGAUAUUUACGGGCAUCUACACAUUUGAAUCCGCCGUUAAGGUGAUGGCGAGGGGUUUCAUUCUGCAGCCUUUUACCUAUCUUAGAGAUGCAUGGAAUUGGCUCGACUUCGUAGUUAUAGCUUUAGCUUAUGUGACGAUGGGCAUAGAUCUAGGCAACCUUGCCGCUCUCAGGACAUUUCGAGUCCUCCGAGCCUUGAAGACUGUCGCUAUUGUACCAGGUCUGAAAACCAUUGUCGGCGCUGUGAUAGAGUCUGUAAAAAAUCUGCGCGAUGUGAUAAUCUUAACGAUGUUCUCCCUUUCCGUCUUUGCGUUAAUGGGCCUCCAAAUUUACAUGGGGGUCCUUACGCAAAAAUGUAUAAAAAAUUUUCCAGAAGAUGGUUCCUGGGGUAAUCUAACUGAUGAGAACUGGGAAAAGUUUGUCAGUAAUUCGACCAAUUGGUAUGUUGAUGAUAAUGGAAAUAUGCCUUUAUGUGGUAAUUCAUCCGGAGCUGGCAUGUGUGAACCCGGUUACACAUGCUUACAAGGCUAUGGAGACAAUCCAAAUUAUGGAUACACGAGUUUUGAUACAUUUGGAUGGGCAUUAUUGUCAGCUUUCCGUUUGAUGACCCAGGAUUAUUGGGAGAACUUGUAUCAGUUAGUUUUGAGGUCAGCUGGACCCUGGCACAUGUUGUUCUUCAUCGUUAUCAUUUUCCUGGGAUCAUUUUAUCUAGUAAACUUGAUCCUUGCCAUCGUAGCCAUGUCAUAUGACGAGUUGCAGAAGAAAGCAGAGGAAGAAGAAGCGGCUGAAGAGGAAGCUAUCAGAGAAGCAGAAGAAGCAGCUUUAGCGAAAGAACAUAAAGCUGCUGCACAUGCGGCAGCAAAAGAAGCAGCUGCUGCAGCAGCCGCUGCUGAACAAAUAGUUAAAUCGCCUUCAAAUUUCUCCUGCCACAGUUACGAAUUAUUCGUUGGUCAAGAAAAAAGCAAUGACGACAACAAUAAAGAGAGAAUGAGCAUAAGAUCCGUCGAAUCUGUUAGCGAAUAUAGAGUCAGACCAAUCAACAAUAAUCACAAUGCUGCUAAUAAAGUCCGCAAAGUGAGCGCUGUCUCUCGCGCCCCUAAUGGCCAGUUUACUUAUGCCUACCGGGAAAAUCUGAGGAAGGCAAGCCUUAGUCUUCCUGGCUCUCCUUUCAACCUACGAAGAGGGAGUCGAGGAAGUCAUCAAUUUACCAUUCGAAAUGGACGAGGAAGAUUUGUUGGUCCUCCUGGUGGAGACAGAAAGCCGCUGGUUCUUUCGACGUAUCUUGAUGCCCAGGAACAUCUGCCUUACGCCGACGAUUCAAAUGCCGUCACUCCAAUGUCCGAGGAAAAUGGAACAAUCGUCGUUCCCGUUUAUUACACAAGUUUAGGAUCAAGACAUUCAUCCUACACCUCGCACGCUUCAAGACUUUCUUAUACGUCUCAUGGAGAUCUGCUAGGAGGAAUUGCUAAUGCUGGAAAACCUAUGACCAAAGAGAGUAGACUGCGAAGUAGAUCUGCUCGACCUCCUUCAGUUAAUGGUCACGCAACAGAGCCAUCACAAAAACUUCAUCAUGAUGUAGACAUGGAAGAUCCUCUGGGUAAAAAUAAACAGCCAGACAACCCAUUCAUAGAACCCAGUCAACAAAACGCAGUUGUUGAUAUGAAAGAUGUUAUGGUUCUGAAUGACAUUAUCGAACAGGCUGCUGGGCGGCAAAGCAGAUCAUCAGACCAAGGAGUUUCGACAUACUACUUUCCGACAGAUGACGAUGAGGAAGGUCCUACGUUUAAGGAAAAAUUAUUAUCAGCAAUCGUUCGUGUGAUCGAUUUUUUGUGCGUUUGGGACUGUUGUUGGGCCUGGUUAAAGUUUCAAGAAUGGGUAUCUCUACUAGUCUUCGAUCCCUUCGUAGAGCUUUUUAUUACUCUUUGCAUCGUAGUCAACACUUUAUUUAUGGCAUUGGACCAUCACGAUAUGGACAAAGAUAUGGAGCGGGUAUUGAAAUCAGGAAACUACUUUUUUACUGCUACAUUUGGUAUCGAAGCAACGUUAAAGCUUAUUGCCAUGAGUCCAAAGUAUUACUUUCAAGAGGGAUGGAAUAUUUUUGAUUUUAUUAUUGUUGCUUUAUCACUUUUGGAGUUGGGUCUUGAAGGAGUGCAGGGUCUUUCAGUUUUACGGUCAUUUCGAUUGUUGCGAGUAUUUAAAUUAGCAAAAUCGUGGCCAACAUUGAAUUUGUUGAUAUCGAUUAUGGGAAGAACAGUAGGAGCCUUGGGUAACUUAACAUUUGUGCUGUGUAUUAUUAUAUUUAUAUUUGCUGUGAUGGGUAUGCAGCUAUUUGGGAAAAAUUACACCGACAACGUCGAUCGUUUUCCCGAUGGUACAUUACCAAGAUGGAACUUUACUGAUUUUAUGCAUUCCUUCAUGAUUGUUUUUCGUGUACUGUGCGGAGAAUGGAUCGAAUCAAUGUGGGAUUGCAUGUUGGUUGGUGAUGUCUCAUGUAUUCCAUUCUUCUUGGCUACUGUCGUCAUCGGUAAUUUAGUCGUACUCAACCUCUUCUUGGCGUUGCUUUUGAGCAACUUUGGUUCAUCAAACUUGUCGGCGCCUACAGCAGACAAUGAUACGAAUAAAAUAGCUGAAGCAAUCGACCGGAUAGCAAGGUUUAUCAAAUGGGUCAAGCGAAGUGUCCUCAAUCUUCUCAAAAUGAUGCGGGCCAAACUUACGAACCAGAUAUCCGAUCAGGCGCCAGGUGAGGGACCGUCCAACAGUUGGAAAGAAGAUGGAAUUGACCGGGACGGAGAUCGGGAUCUUGCAGAUGGAGAGCUUGAUGGUUAUAGAGAUAAAAAGAGUGCGAAAGAGUUCAACAAUCAGCUGGAGGUGGCUAUUGGGGAUGGAAUGGAGUUUACCAUUCAUGGAGAUUUGAGAAACAAAUUGAGGAAAGAAAGACUGAGCAUGAACAAUACCAAGGCCCUGGGAAAUUCAAUCAAUCAUCACGACUACAGACUGGAUCAUGAUUAUAUUAAUCAUCAUGAUGACGAUACGAUCAGUAAUAAAUCAUAUGGAAGUCACAAAAAUCGACCGUUCAAAGAUGAGAGUCAUAAAGGAAGUGUAGAUUCGUUAGAUGGUGAAGAGAAAAAAGACGCCAGUAAAGAAGAUCUUGAAGAAGAUGAUGAUGAAGAAAAGGAGGAAGAUGAGUUGGAUGGUCCGGACAUUAUCAUAGCUGAUGAAGAUAUAAUUGAAGCAGACUAUCCAGCUGAUUGUUGUCCAGAUAAUUGUUAUAAAAAGUUUCCAUUUUUGGCUGGAGACGAUGAUGCCCCAUUUUGGCAGGGCUGGGCAAAUCUGCGACUCAAGACUUUUCAACUCAUCGAAAAUAAAUAUUUUGAGACGGCGGUUAUAACUAUGAUUUUACUCAGUAGUUUAGCAUUGGCUCUUGAAGAUGUUCAUCUUCAACAACGACCGAUUCUUCAAGAUAUUCUUUACUACAUGGAUCGAAUAUUCACAGUCAUCUUCUUCCUUGAAAUGUUGAUCAAAUGGUUAGCGUUAGGAUUCAAAAAGUAUUUCACAAACGCUUGGUGUUGGCUUGACUUCAUAAUUGUCAUGUUAUCACUCAUCAACUUGGGUGCUGUCUGGGCUGGUGCUGCUGACAUCCCGGCAUUCCGUUCCAUGCGAACAUUGAGGGCAUUGAGGCCCUUGCGAGCAGUCUCUCGGUGGGAGGGGAUGAGAGUGGUCGUGAAUGCAUUGGUCCAGGCUAUCCCGUCCAUCUUCAACGUAUUGCUCGUUUGUCUUAUUUUCUGGCUCAUUUUUGCUAUUAUGGGAGUACAAUUAUUCGCUGGAAAAUAUUUCAAGUGCGUUGAUAUGAAUAAAACGACAUUGAGUCAUGAAAUAAUACCAGAUAGAAAUGCUUGUAAAGCUGAAAAUUAUACAUGGGAAAAUUCUCCAAUGAAUUUCGAUCACGUAGGAAAGGCUUAUUUAUGUUUGUUCCAAGUUGCAACAUUCAAAGGCUGGAUACAAAUUAUGAAUGAUGCUAUAGACUCUAGAGAAGUGAAUAAACAGCCAAUUCGCGAAACGAAUAUUUACAUGUACCUUUACUUCGUAUUCUUCAUAAUCUUUGGAUCAUUUUUUACUCUUAACCUGUUUAUCGGAGUUAUCAUCGAUAAUUUUAACGAACAGAAAAAGAAAGCUGGGGGCUCAUUAGAAAUGUUCAUGACUGAAGAUCAGAAAAAAUACUACAAUGCAAUGAAGAAGAUGGGUAGUAAAAAACCGUUGAAAGCUAUUCCUCGACCAAGGUGGCGACCACAAGCUAUAGUGUUUGAAAUAGUGACAGAUAAAAAGUUCGAUAUGAUAAUCAUGUUGUUUAUCGGUCUCAACAUGUUGACGAUGACACUCGAUCACUACCAACAGACUGAAACAUUCAGCAGUGUGUUAGAUUAUUUAAAUAUGAUAUUCAUUGUGAUAUUCACCAGCGAGUGUCUCAUGAAGAUCUUUGCUCUACGUUACCACUACUUCAAGGAGCCUUGGAAUCUCUUUGAUUUUGUUGUUGUUAUAUUAUCAAUAUUAGGGUUGGUACUAAGUGAUAUUAUCGAGAAGUACUUUGUAUCACCAACAUUACUUCGAGUCGUCAGAGUGGCCAAAGUCGGACGAGUACUGCGUUUGGUAAAAGGAGCCAAGGGUAUAAGAACAUUACUCUUUGCCUUGGCCAUGUCGUUACCAGCGCUCUUCAACAUCUGUUUAUUGCUCUUCCUCGUCAUGUUUAUCUUCGCAAUCUUUGGCAUGUCCUUCUUCAUGCACGUGAAGGAUAAAAGCGGCCUCGAUGACGUCUAUAAUUUCAAAACAUUUGGACAAUCUAUGAUACUGCUGUUCCAGAUGUCAACGUCAGCCGGUUGGGAUGGCGUGCUCGACGGUAUCAUAAAUGAGGAGGAUUGUCAGGAACCAAAUAAUGAAAUUGGAUAUCCUGGCAACUGUGGCUCGUCGACAAUAGGAAUUGCAUACCUAUUAUCGUACCUCGUCAUCAGCUUCCUAAUCGUCAUCAAUAUGUACAUCGCCGUGAUAUUAGAAAAUUAUUCACAAGCGACAGAAGAUGUGCAGGAGGGAUUGACCGAUGAUGAUUACGAUAUGUAUUACGAAAUAUGGCAGCAAUUCGAUCCAGAUGGAACGCAAUAUAUUAGAUAUGACCAGCUCUCUGACUUCUUGGAUGUUUUGGAGCCCCCUUUGCAAAUACACAAACCGAAUAAGUAUAAGAUCGUGUCGAUGGAUAUCCCCAUAUGUAAGGGAGACCUUAUGUUUUGCGUGGAUAUCCUCGAUGCCCUCACCAAAGACUUCUUCGCAAGAAAGGGUAAUCCCAUUGAAGAAACGGCAGAGCUGGGUGAAGUUCAAACACGACCAGGUGAAGUGGGUUACGAGCCUGUGUCGUCUACAUUAUGGCGCCAGAGAGAGGAAUAUUGCGCCCGGCUUAUACAAAAUGCCUGGCGUAAACACAAACAACAACGUCUUGGUGGACCGAGCGAAGAGAGCGACGAUCCUGAUAUGGAUCCAAGAGUUCGUCAGACUGCAGUACUUGUUGAAAGCGACGGCUUCGUUACGAAGAAUGGCCACCGUGUCGUCAUCCACAGCCGAUCGCCAAGUGUCACAUCACGUACUGCGGAUGUUUGAUCUUAACUCAAAUCGUCGCAAGGACCAUCAUCAAAUCCUUGAUCUUUUAUCGCUCUGCCAAUUUCUCUCUUUCUCGUGCUGCUUCUACGCAACAGCCUUAUAGUUUUAUAAUCAACGUGAUGCCGUUCCUGCAACGAGUUGCCUUUUUCGUCGGAUCGCACUGUCACGUCUCGCCAUUAGAAGCGAUCGUCAAGUAAAAAUAAAAAAAAAAAAAACAAAUAAAUAAUGAAUAAUAAUUAAUGGACUUGUCCACAAAAUAAAGUUACCUCGAGCAUGCCUCGACGUCGUCCACUUGUGAGUCCACGAUUGACUCUUGAACCCUUCCCCUGAUGGUUAAAAGCUCUUUGCUUGCUUGUGUUCUAUAACUGCUCUCUAUUUUUUAUCUUUUUUUCUCUACUCCUGGCAACAAGAUUAUAAAACCCACCAUCACCAGCAUUAACCGCGCUUCGCUUUGUUCUUCGAGUUCGCUUCCCCUCAAAAUGAAUUCGGAAGAUCAAAAAACUUUUUAAACAUUCUAUUGUGCCACGUGUAACAUCAUUCGUGAAUGUCGGAGCGCGGUUUUACGCAUCAUCUAUCUGUGAACGACGUAGAAGAGAAUCGAAUUAUCUCGACGAGCACCAUUCCACGCAUCAUCUCUCGGCCGAUUGCCCGAUUGCAACUAGCAACAAACCAAAACAAUUCAGAAUCAAUCGUCUCUGUCGCUUUAUUCAAUAUUUUUUACAUUCUUUUAUUACUCUCGUUAUUUACUAUUGUUAUUGAUUAUUAUUAUUAUUAUUAAUUAUUAUUGAUUAUUGUUGUUAUUAUUAUUAUUAUUAUUAUUACUUAUUGUUAUUAUCAUAAAUACUAUUAAUGUUAUUAUUAAUGUUAUCAUCAGCAUAAAUAUCAUUAAAUCAAUAAAACCACGCGUAUGCAGAUAAUGUGCUGUAUUUUAUAAUAUUGAGCUUUCUUAAAAAAAAAAAAAAAUGCCCAUAACUUUAACUAAAAAACUUUUUUCAUAUCUAAAUAUAUAAAUGUAUAUUUCUUUCUCAUUAUUCAUCGUAAUGCAUUGUCGAAAUACGUUUAAUAAAUGUAAUAACUUUUUCUAUCCGAGUGAAUGAAUGAUUGCAUCAAGGGCAAAAAUGCGAAACGAUCGCGAGUUUUAGAUUAUAAAAUUUUGAACCAAAAAAAAAAUAAUAAAUAUAUUAUUAAAAGAAUUUAAAUAUUAAUAAUAAAGCUGUUGAAAAUGUAAUAUAAUUUUUGGUGUAUCAAAAAAAAAAAAAAAUCUAAACGAUAAAAUUUGCGAUCGUUUUUCAAGUUGAAAAAAUUUGAAAUUAUAUGAAUAAUAAUAAUAGUAAUAAUAAUAAUUAAACGUGCAUUAGAAAUUCGACGAAUGCUUCAGAGUAAAUGAGUUACAAAGUAUUAAAAUAAUAAUUACACUCAAUGAUUGCCUGCACAUUACUUAAUCACGAGAUUGAAGCUAUGAAGUAAUUGAAUUAAGUAAAAUGAAAAAAUAAAUAAAAUUAGCGAUAUAAAUGAUAAAUUGUGACGUGAAUUAACAAUGAAUUAAAUUAAAAAGAAAACAACACUCUUACGCACUCGUAUUUUGCGUAAGCAAAGCUGUGGAUUAAUAAAAAGAAAAAUAAUUAUAUAAUUUAUUAUAAGUAAAUAAAAGUGUAAGAUAGAAAAGCGUAUAUGAUGAAAAGCUCUCACGUAAUGAGUAUUCAUCAUAUGUGCACCUAUCGGCCACGCUUUCACGUUUGUUUAAUUCACCCACUGUUUAUUCAUUUAGCCUUCUAUCAAGUACACCAAAGCAACUCUCAUUGUGCAGAAUAAUGAGGCAAAUAAAUAAAUAUAAGAACAUUUAAUUAAAACGAAUUCAUCAACAGCAAAUGAACAACAUUGACUGACUUUCAUAUCAACUUACUUUGAUGCCAAUUAUUGAUCAUUAUAUAUUCAAUAUAAAAUUAUAUAAUUUAAUAGCAAAGUAAUGGGCAUAAAGUAAUGUGAUAUUUUAAAGCCAGUUGGUAUAAAAAUACUAAGAACUUAUGUGCUCGCUAUUUUUCUAUGCUAUAAUUAUGCGUGAUGGAUUCAUGAGAAGAUAUUAAAUAAUUAAGAGAACAAUCAGUCAUGGCUCUUAGCAAUUUUUCAAUUAUAAUACAAAAAAUGUAAAAGAAGAAACGCAAGAUCCUUUGUUGUGUGUUAUAAGCUUUAUAUAGUUAUCAGUCAAAUGAAUUUAUUGCUUUGAUAAUUCACAUGCAAUCUAAGCUUCUUGCGUUUUUAUCUUAAAUUUAGGAUACAUAUAGUAUUCAUAAUGUCAACACAAUUUAGAUGACAAUGGAAGUGCUUAUUUUGCAAAAAAGAAACAAGCAACAAUGUUCAUUAAUUUAAGCUAGAAAAAUUUAAAAAAGAAAAUCCAUUUAUAAAUACAUGAAAAUAAAUAAAACUUCAUUGAUUAAGUCAAGAGAAUCAUUUUAAAUUAAUUACAUUAUCAAUGUCAAAUCUGCUUACCAAAAUAUACUAAAUCGCCGAUCAUGAUCAUAAUAAGGAUAAAAUUCUUUUUUUAUAUAAUUAGAUUUUUCGCUAUCGUGACUCCAUCGAAUUUAUAACGAAAAAAAAAAAAAAACUUAAUAUUUGAUUUAAUAUUUUAAUUUUUAAUAAAUUAAUAUUAAUAACAAAAUUAAAUAAAUAAUAAGAUAAACCGAAAAAAAAUCUCCACUGACAAAUUGCCUUGAUUGCAACAUUAUAUGCUCGGAAACGAAAGCAAAAAUGAUAUGUGAAUAAAAGAAACAGAAUUAUAAUAAUUUGGAUUUAUAUUAUAGCUGUUGUAAUAUGUGCAAAUAAUUCUAUCACGUCAUUUGGAUGCAUCAUAUGUACAUGUAUAUUUUCUACAAUUAGCUUAAAUCAUUGCAUAUAUAUAUUCAUCAAUAGAAGCAAUAAGUAUCAUUAAAAUUUUAUUCAUAAUUAGUAACAUUUUGCAAAUUGGGUGAUGUAUGAAAAUGGUGUUCAAUUCGAUUCUUCCCCAGAAUAUGACCAAUUCAUGCAUACACCAAAGCACAUACACGUAAAAGUUAUUUAAGAAUAAUAUUUGCAGGUAAUAAUAAUUAUAAUUAUCAUUGUAACAAUAAUUAUUAUGGUAAUAUUAAUGGUAAUGAUAAUGAUAAUAAUAUUAAUAAUAAUAACAAUAAUAAUAUUAAUGAAAAUAAUAAUACAAUUAAUUUUAAUGAUAUUAAUUAUAAAUAAAUAAAUAAAAUCCUCGAUAUUUCCACAUUUAACGAUUUCUAGGUAAGUUUCGCGCGUGUAUAAAUAAUAAUAACAAACACUAUGUGAUUAUCUGAAGGCUUUAAGUGUGUAUAUUUUGAAAUAUCAAGGAAUGAAGAUAUAGAGAACAAAUGUUAAGGAAAAAUAUUAAAUCAAAAGCAUGGAAAUUGAUAAACUUCCCCUACAAAAAUAUUUCAAUAUCAAUCACACAACUCCAGUUAGUGAUUUAAUAUUUUUUCUCAAAUAGAUCGAUCUCAUCAAGUGAUUAUAAAAUGAUUAUGAUGAUUAAUUAUAAAUAAAUAUUAUAAUAUUUGAGGGUAUUGUCGAAUUUACUUUGAAUAAAUUUGGCUUAUAUUUAUUAUUAUUAUUAAUCGGUAGUAGCGAUAAUGGGGAGAGUAUGUAUAUACUUUGAUAUGUUUUAUCUAUAUAAAUAUCUGUUGAUUUAUAUUCAAAUUUUAAUUAUGUUUCUUACAUAAUCGCUGAGUAAAAUAUAACAUAAAAAACAAAAAAAAAUUAACGUACUUUCUCCGUGAACGAUACUGCCGUUAUUCAUAAGUUUAUUAUUGUCACAAGUGAUUAAAAGAAAAUGAACAAAAAAACCAAAGGAAAAUUAAUUAAAUAAUAAAUGAUAGAUAAAAUGAUCGAGUAUGAAGUGAAUUUUAAAAUAUUGAUGAAUGAGUAGUUAAAGAGGAGCUGAUGAAUAGCUCGUUCAACGACAGAAAUUGACCGUAGUAAUAUUCAGAAUAAUUAAAUAAAUGAAUAAACAAAUUAAUUUUGAAACCAUGUGAAAUAAACUAAUUAUAUUAAUAAUACUAAUAAUAAUAAUACAUGCUGUCGGAAAACGAGGUAUCGAGAAGCACCUUGAGCUUUCUUACAAUUUAAAUUUUUUCAGAAUCUUUCAUUGCAAUCAUAAGAUAAUAAUUGAUAGAAAGCUAUUAUAACGUGCGAAGCUAAAAAAAAAAUACAGAGCCUGUCGGCCAGUAAUUAAAAAUGCAACUGCCAUGGGUAAAAAGCUAGGUAGAUGAGCUGAGAAUCCAAUUUUCAACAACCUAGCGAUGGGAAUAUUAUACCUACCAAUAAAAAAAAAAUAAAUUAAAUAAAUUAAUGAAAAUAAGAAAAAAGAUAGAGUACUGUCCAUUAUAUACACGUUCUGUUACAUUUACAAAGUAAUGUACUUGUACGAAUGGAGCAAAUGAAGCAGAUUUUAAAAAAAUGUAGAAAAGAGGAUCCUCAGUUGAACGAGAUUCAUUAAUCUAAACGCAGAAAAUUAAUAUGAGUUAUUUGCACAAUAUUAUAAAUAAUUACUAUGUUUAUUACGAUUACUGAAUUUUAAGAGCAAAUAAUGCAAAGAUAAAAAAUGUUGUUAAAUAAUUAAUACAAGAUGAUGAUUAAAAAAAUAAUAAAAACGAGCAAAAACAAUAAAUGAUUUAGUGAAGGAUUGAUAUUGGAUCAAAAAAAAUUUAUUUGAUAUUUAUUAUAGUUUAAACGAUUCGUAAUUAGUUACUGUAAUUAUGUAAUUCCUACGAUAAUAUAGUUAACAAUUAACAAGUUGUUACCGCUUUGUUAUACACAAUAUAAUUAAUAUAUAAUAAGAUUAUAAAGUAAGCCAAUGCAUCGUUAAUUGGUCCUUUAUUUAGGCUAUAAUUAAUCAUUAGAUAAUGUCUCCACUGUUUUAUUAUUUCGCUAAUAUAUAUUUUUAUUUUUCUUUUCUAAAAUCCAAUAUUCGGUUUGUUGAUCCGCGUGGCCGAACGGAUAUACACAUUUUACAGAAAUAUUUUCAAUAAAUGAAAAAAUUAAACACUU
Messenger RNA from Chelonus insularis, 12722 nucleotides. It is a transcript of the gene para, whose product is annotated as paralytic. The transcript is spliced from 33 exons. NCBI's taxonomy places the organism in Eukaryota, Metazoa, Arthropoda, Insecta, Hymenoptera, Braconidae. Gene Ontology annotation, cellular component: voltage-gated sodium channel complex; plasma membrane. Gene Ontology annotation, molecular function: calcium ion binding; voltage-gated sodium channel activity. The record is from RefSeq and is a predicted model, not a curated record. Gene Ontology annotation, biological process: sodium ion transmembrane transport; membrane depolarization during action potential; neuronal action potential. The coding region runs from base 1503 to 7682 and encodes 2059 amino acids.